AACUGACUUCGUCUGCAAUGAGCAAAACAAAAUAUGAUCCAAAGCCAGCCAAAGAGUUGUUCUUUCUUCUAGGGUUCGAGUAAUGCUCGUUACGAAGAAGGAAAAGGAAAGCAAGUAAGUAUAGUACAUUAAAGUGAGGCCAUUAGAGAUCAUCGAAGAUGGUGAGCCCAAAAUCGCAAAGCCCCGAGAGCGUUCCUUGCGAUUUCUGUACGCAACAAACAGCUGUUCUGUAUUGCAGAGCUGACUCUGCCAAGCUCUGUUUGUUCUGCGAUCAACACGUUCACUCCGCUAACUUGCUCUCUCGCAAGCACUUGCGCUCUCAGAUCUGCGAUAAUUGCUCCUCCGAGCCUGUCUCCGUCCGGUGUAACACCGACAACCUUGUUCUCUGCCAAGACUGCGAUUGGGACGCUCAUGCCUCAUGCUCCGUCGCCGCUUCUCACCAUCGUACGCCUGUUGAGGGUUUCACGGGGUGUCCUUCUUCAUCUGAACUCGCUUCGCUUUGGGGAUUUCAAUUUGAGAAUAAGACUUUAGAACAAUCUCCUUCUUCUUGA
Molecule: messenger RNA, 551 nt
Organism: Neltuma alba
Lineage: Eukaryota; Viridiplantae; Streptophyta; Magnoliopsida; Fabales; Fabaceae
Product: zinc finger protein CONSTANS-LIKE 14-like
Exons: 1
Coding region: 159-551 (130 amino acids)
Molecular function (GO): zinc ion binding
Source: RefSeq, a predicted model, not a curated record